GCAAAUUUCCGUGCUGUCUCGAAUAUACGCGUUAGGAUCAGAGCGGAAGUUCCACGUGGUGGCGAGUUUUAAGGGUUGAAAGUUGAAGGGAUGGCUUUGGCGGUGGUUUGAACGAGUUUUGUGGGUGAAAAUGCAGGAGCCGAAGUCCUUCCUGAUCAGGGAUCUGCUUGGAGAUGUUCUGACUGCUAGGGAUGAAGAAUCCGAAGAUGCUGAUUCAACCAGAAGUCCAGAAAUCUGUGACGUCCAACUUCCUGUCGACGGCUCAACAAGCCUGUCUAUUCCCGAUAACAACUCCAACUCUCUGGAAGGGUCUAAAGGUCGAAAGCCACGUCGACGUCGUACCGCCUUCACACACGCACAACUGGCCUUUUUGGAGAGGAAAUUCAGGUGUCAAAAAUACCUGAGCGUCGCUGAUAGGAGCGACGUUGCCGACGCUCUCAACUUGAGCGAGACGCAGGUCAAGACGUGGUAUCAGAACAGACGGACUAAAUGGAAACGACAAAACCAGCUCCGUUUAGAGCAGCUGAGACACCAGACAACCAUGGAAAAGGAGCUGAUGAACCCGAGAUCUCUGAGGAAUCCAUCACCUACGGAACCCACAGCUUGCUGUCCAACGUCCGGUAUAUCCAGAUUUGGCAGUCAGUCACCCUGUAGCUUUUUUUCUUCUGCUGCAGCGGCUAUUUUUCACAACGUCACCUACGUGCACGGUUGCCAGUUAUAAUGAAAAUUCUUCAAGGGAAGGAACAAUGGUUUCAUUUAGUUUUGUGUCUUGAUUCGAAAACAUGAAGGACAUAUUGUAUAAAUUGUGAUUCAAUGGUGUACUGAAAUAAACUGAAUUUCGCUCGCCAGAUCGAUAAUAUAUGUUAUGAAAUAUUAUUUUUAAAAUUCUUUCUAGUCUUUUGUUUAUAUGGAAUAGUUAUCAACAUGUAGUUUCAUAGGAAUGUUAUGUGAAUUUGUUGAUGCUGUAUAUGUCUAAUUAUAUUAUUUAUUUAAUUAUAGAUUUUUCGUUAAAAAAAUGA
Messenger RNA from Harmonia axyridis, 1019 nucleotides. Its product is annotated as homeobox protein ceh-9-like. Bases 131 to 721 code for a protein of 196 amino acids. Gene Ontology annotation, biological process: regulation of DNA-templated transcription. Gene Ontology annotation, molecular function: DNA-binding transcription factor activity, RNA polymerase II-specific; DNA binding. The record is from RefSeq and is a predicted model, not a curated record. The transcript has 3 exons. Lineage: Eukaryota; Metazoa; Arthropoda; Insecta; Coleoptera; Coccinellidae.